CGCAUUCACACUGUAGAGAUACAGUAGCUUAAAAUGUCACUAGUGCCAAACCACUCCUUAUAACUCCCAACUCAACCCACCCCCUUUUCAUUAUUCAUCUACAACAGCAUUACCAUUUGCAAGGAUACAUGGAAGACCAAACCAACUUUCUUCUUGAUUGGGCAUAUUUUAGCCAUGGAAAGAGUAUGGAGGAGCUUACAGAAACUCUUUUGAUCACAACAAUGGAGCUUGAAGCAACAAGACACAAAGCACAAGAACAACUAAAACAAAAAGAUGACCAGUUACUUCACCUCAAACAUCUUCUAAACACAGCAGUAAACGAAAAACUCGAAGCUCAGAAUCAAUACCAGAUGCUCAUUCAGCAUCACCCCACUGUAUCAAGCAUAGAAGAUGAUCUUGAUCACAAUACCACUGGUGGGUUCUCUUCCUCAGACUGUGAAGAAAGCAUUGUUUCAUCGCCUGUAACCGAACCCACUCAGUUUUCGGAGCACGGAUUCGGGUUUUCGAUCAAGGCAUUGCCUGAAAAGGGGAAGUUUUUGGAAGCAGUGAUGAAAGCAGGGCCUUUGUUACAAAACCUUUUACUGGCUGGACCGUUACCGCAUUGGCGCCACCCUCCGCCGCCGCUAGAUGCUUACCGGAUUCCGCCGCCACCGGUGGUGCCACCAGCUAUGCUGCCGGUUAACUGUUUGGUUGGGAAAUUUAGCAGGAAAAGAGGUUUUCCUGAAGGCUGUGAUUCUUCUAUUGAUAGUAGAUGUCAAAGAAUUAAUAUUAAUUAACAUGUAUGAUGUAUUGAUUCAUAGCUAUGUAUGAUGUAUUGAUUCAUAGCUAGGGCAUUAUUAGUGUAAUUAAUUUUCGGAAAAAUUACCAAUC
Molecule: messenger RNA, 870 nt
Organism: Helianthus annuus (common sunflower)
Lineage: Eukaryota; Viridiplantae; Streptophyta; Magnoliopsida; Asterales; Asteraceae
Exons: 2
Coding region: 129-776 (215 amino acids)
Source: RefSeq, a predicted model, not a curated record